Messenger RNA from Diplodia corticola, 939 nucleotides. Its product is annotated as rna binding domain-containing protein. The coding region runs from base 1 to 939 and encodes 312 amino acids. The transcript has 6 exons. Lineage: Eukaryota; Fungi; Ascomycota; Dothideomycetes; Botryosphaeriales; Botryosphaeriaceae. Gene Ontology annotation, cellular component: nucleus. Gene Ontology annotation, biological process: mRNA export from nucleus. The record is from RefSeq and is a predicted model, not a curated record. Gene Ontology annotation, molecular function: mRNA binding.
AUGGAUCGCGCCCUUGACGACGUCAUCUCCGACCGCCAGGUGGCGGAGGCCCACGCGGACGCAGAGGCGGCCGCCGCACUGAAGACUACCCGCGAGACGGCGGACUGGGUCCACGACCGUUACGAAGACGACGAUGCCCGCCGCCCCUCGCGCACCCAGGGCUAUCGUUCCGAGCGUCCGUCCCGCCGCAGCCCCGACUACGAAAAGGAAGCCGGCUAUGAGAUCCGCGUCGAGAAUUUGCACUACGAUCUGACCGAGGAAGACAUCCGCGAGCUAUUUGAGCGCAUUGGCCCUGUCAAGACCGCUAAACUCCUGUUCGACCGCAAUGACCGCAGCCAGGGCAUUGCGCGUGUAGUCUAUCACAGCCUUGCAGACGCACGGGUCGCUCUUCGCGAAUUCGAUGGUGCCAACGCACACGGACAGCCCAUCCGCCUGACACUCGUCCCGCCGGGGCCAUCUGGGCCAUCUCGCCGCAACCCGUUCGAUUCCGUUGAGCGUCCCUCGCGAAGCCUGUUCGAACGCAUUGAGGGAGGCAGGAGCAACCGCAGCUUGAGCCCUGAUAGGCCCCGUCAUAGCGAUACUACCAAGCCCGCACCUGCUGGCAUUGAUCGCUACGUGCCUGGUGAGGACGAUGGCCGUAGGCUCUCGCCUCCCCGCCGUCGUGGCGAUGGCGGAAGAAGGGAAGCCGGUCGUAGGCCUGGCGAGAGGAGACAGCAGCCUCGUGGCAAGAAGCCUGAUGGCGAGGGUAAGCCGGCGGUUGGAGGAAGGCCCCGUAAGACUGUUGAGGAGCUCGAUGCCGAGAUGGCAGACUAUUUCGGUGGAGGUGGUGAGGAUGAGUCUGCUGGUGGACACGCUUCCAAUGGAGCUGGCGCGGCUGCCAGCACCGCCCCUGCCAACUCUGCGCCGGCUAACAUCGAUGACAUUGAUAUGGUGGAGUAA